This is a messenger RNA of Homalodisca vitripennis (glassy-winged sharpshooter), 1798 nucleotides long. RefSeq names its product carnitine O-palmitoyltransferase 1, muscle isoform (gene whd). NCBI's taxonomy places the organism in Eukaryota, Metazoa, Arthropoda, Insecta, Hemiptera, Cicadellidae. Gene Ontology annotation, biological process: fatty acid metabolic process; carnitine metabolic process. Gene Ontology annotation, molecular function: carnitine O-palmitoyltransferase activity. Gene Ontology annotation, cellular component: mitochondrion. The record is from RefSeq and is a predicted model, not a curated record.
UUAGCAAAUCACUUUCCAGGAUAUUGAGUAAUCAACCAUGGCUGAAGCACACUCAGCUGUUGCGUUCUCCUUCUCGAUUACUCACGAGGGCUGGGACGUGAACGUAGAUCGCGAGGUUCUACACUUGGUCUGGGCCUCGGGAGUUCGGUCGUGGAAGAAGAGACUUGCCAGGUUCAAGAAUAACAUAAAAAAUGGAGUUUUUCCUGCUCCACUACAAAGUUUGUGGGCAACAGUGGCACUCAUCACCAGCCUGCACUUUGCUGGAAUAAAACUUCCUUUUUUCGAUUUUAUUCUUUCAAUAUUACCCGAAAACAAUAUGAACUACCAGAUUAUUACCUGCUUCAUCCAGUCACUUCUCUUCUGGCUGUUUGUCAUAUACGUGUUUAGGUACACACUUAAGUUACUGCUCAUGUACAAAGGUUGGAUGUACGAAGAGAGAGGACGAGGACGCACCAUCUCGUGGCAGACCAAGUUUUGGUUGAUGUGUGUCAAAGUGAUGUCUGGUGCCAGCAAGCCCUUGCUCUACAGCUACCAGGGUUCUCUACCCAGGUUGCCCCUUCCGUCUGUAGAUGACACUAUGGAGAGGUAUCUCCGCAGUGUCAGACCACUGUUAGAUGACACACAGUAUGGGAGGAUGGAAAAACUUGCGAACGAGUUUAAAAAUGGAAUUGCUGUGAAACUGCAGCGUUACUUGGUUCUCAAGUCAUGGUGGUCAAGCAAUUACGUGUCGGAUUGGUGGGAGGAAUACGUCUACUUGAGAGGCAGAUCACCUCUCAUGGUAAAUUCCAACUUCUACGGAAUCGAUGCCAUUUUGAUGCACCCUACCACAAACCAGGCAGCACGCGCUGCCACCAUAAUCCACACAGCUCUCCUGUACCGUCGACUCAUCGAACGGCAAGAACUAGAACCAAUAUUGAUCCAAGGCCUGGUGCCGCUGUGCUCUUGGCAGUACGAGAGAGUGUUCAACACCACGAGGGUCCCAGGGGUGGAGACGGACAAGAUAGUCCACUACAAUGACUCCAAGCACAUUGUCGUCUACCACAAAGGGAGAUACUUCAAGGUGCCUAUUUAUUACAAAAAUCGGAUCCUUCUGCCAAGUGAAAUUGAAAUACAGAUGAACCACAUCCUACAAGACACAAGUACACCAGCUGUUGGAGAAGAGAAGCUGGCAUCUUUAACAGCUGGAGAACGAACUGCUUGGGCUAAUGCAAGAACAGAAUUUUUCUUCAAGGGCACAAACAGGACUAGCCUGGAUGCCAUAGAGAAAUCUGCUUUUGUUGUUACCCUGGAUGAUGUUCCAUAUGAGUUUGAUGAGAAAGACACUGGAAAGCUGGACAACUAUGGCAGAAUCUUGCUCCAUGGAAAGGGUUAUGACAGGUGGUUCGACAAGUCAUUCACCCUCUGUAUAGGCACCAAUGGCAGGAUUGGGUUCAACGCUGAACAUUCGUGGGCAGAUGCAGCCGUUAUGUCCCACUUCUGGGAGUACGUAGUGUCUGAUGAAACCGUCAACAUGGGGUAACUUGUCUCUCAGUCACUCUAUCACUCUCUCUCUCUCUCCUUUCCCUCUCUUCUUUUUUUCAGUUCAAAGUUUUUCAGUUUGUCUCGAGCUGAACAUUUAGCCAAAGUUGUAUUUCAUCUGAAAUGUUGCACAUUUUAUAUUACUGGUAAAGGCAGUAUAAAGCUUAAACAGUCAAUUUCUUCUGAGUUUAUAAUCCCUGAGAUACUACUCAAAAUAAAUGUUCCGCUCGGACAGCAGAUUUUUAGUUGUACGCUUAAGUUAUUUGCAGUUUGGUGGCAG